CAGUGUGCGCGGUGCAGAAGGAAAGAUGGCGCUGAGAGCUGCUGGUCGCUUUUGCUGCUCCGCUCUGUAUAGAGCUAAUAAAUCUUCUCAUCCAGCUGCUGCUGCUGCACUGAGUCGCUCAUUCGCCACAGGAGGGGGAAUUCCCACAGAUGAGCAGCAGGCUACCGGACUGGAGAAGCGCAUCCUGAAAUCCCUGAAAGCUGGAGCGGAUCCGUACAGCAUACUGAAGCCGAAGCAGUACGCCGGUUCUAAAGAAGAUCCACACAUCGUUCCCUCCAUCAGCAACAAGAGGAUCGUCGGCUGUGUGUGUGAAGAGGAUAACACAGCGAUCGUCUGGUUCUGGCUGCAUGAAGGUGAAGCUCAGCGCUGCCCAUCCUGUGGUUCUCAUUACAAACUGGUUCCUCAUGAACUUCCUCACUGAGAAGCUUCUAAUUUAAAUUCUAUAAAUAUAAAGUUGAUGUUAAUUAUUCAGACCCGGCGUUUGUUUUUCUCAGUGUGGUUCAGAAUGAUGCAUCACAGCGCUGAUCACAUAUAAUAAACUCUAUAUACAUUCAGA
Messenger RNA from Trichomycterus rosablanca, 556 nucleotides. RefSeq names its product cytochrome c oxidase subunit 5B, mitochondrial. Gene Ontology annotation, cellular component: mitochondrial envelope. Gene Ontology annotation, biological process: mitochondrial electron transport, cytochrome c to oxygen. The transcript is spliced from 4 exons. NCBI's taxonomy places the organism in Eukaryota, Metazoa, Chordata, Actinopteri, Siluriformes, Trichomycteridae. Bases 26 to 421 code for a protein of 131 amino acids. The record is from RefSeq and is a predicted model, not a curated record.